UGCGCCGACGCGCGAGCGCCCGGCACCGCGGCGAGUGCGCUCAGUCCGGCGGCGGCCGUGCGCGAACUGACGUGCUCCGAGCGCUGCAGCCGCCCCGCCGCCCGCAGCCUCCCGGUCGCACGGGCAGCCCUGCCCGGCCGCCCGCCAUGGUGUCAUGGAUCAUCUCCAGGCUGGUGGUGCUUAUAUUUGGCACUCUUUACCCUGCAUAUUAUUCAUACAAGGCUGUGAAAUCGAAGGACAUUAAAGAAUAUGUCAAGUGGAUGAUGUACUGGAUUAUAUUUGCACUUUUCACCACAGCAGAGACAUUCACUGACAUCUUUCUUUGUUGGUUUCCAUUCUAUUAUGAACUAAAAAUAGCAUUUGUAGCCUGGCUGCUAUCUCCCUACACAAAAGGCUCCAGCCUCCUAUACAGGAAGUUUGUACAUCCCACGCUGUCUUCAAAAGAAAAGGAAAUUGAUGAUUGCCUAGUCCAAGCAAAAGACCGAAGUUAUGAUGCCCUAGUGCACUUCGGGAAGCGAGGCUUGAACGUGGCGGCCACAGCGGCGGUGAUGGCUGCUUCCAAGGUGGCACGACUAUUUCAUUUUGUCUCCUCUUUGGAUCUCAGAGAAGGGCAGGUAACCCCGUCGAGAGGUAUGACUAACUACAAACUGAUCCAGUGGGGUAGAGAGGCCAGCAGCCACCUCUGUCCACCAGCGCAUGGUCUGGAUCAGAACCAGGGACAGGGUGCCUUAUCGGAGAGACUGCGGAGUUUCAGCAUGCAGGACCUCAGCACCAUUAGGGGAGACGGUGCCCCUGCUCCCUCGGGACCCCCACCACCGGGGUCUGGGCGGGCCAGCAGCAAACAUGGCCAGCCUAAGAUGUCCAGGAGUGCUUCUGAAAGCGCUGGCAGCUCAGUGUGUACAUGCUGCUCCAUCUGCAGGACCCGAAAAGUGGUUGAGGGAGAUGUAAAUGAGGGUGGUGUGAAGGCCUGGGAGCCCCACCAGGUCCAGAACCCACUGGCGUUCUCUGAUGAUGAGGAGGAAGACCUGCUGGAUUUCAUGUACAAGUAUAAGGCACCUCGAAAAACGGAGUUCCCCCUGGAGGCACCGCCUAGAAUCCUUCGAUCUCGCUUCAGGAAGAAAAGUACCUCAUCCUCGGCCACUGAAACCACAUGAGUGAGAUGAGCCAACAACAGCACCGGAUACACAGAAUGUUUCUUCUCUGCCUUAAAGAGCUACUCACUAAUUACAUAGAAACCUGCAGGCUGGUGUGCUUUGAGUGUGCAGCCUCACAGACAUGGUCUUUCCUUUCUCUCCUCUCUUCCACUUUUAACAGAAUUGUUUUUUCCGUUUAUUUUGCUGGGGAGAGGCUAAAGGCAAGGUAGCGUGUGGGGGGUGUGAUCUUUGUCUUCUGAAGUUCGUCAUUUUCCACAAUUGGAUUGUCGUUACAGACAGCAGUGUGUGUUUAGAAAUAUAAAAGAAUCACCCCCUGCUGAGAUGGACAUUUGUAAUUUAUUUGUUGCAUACUUCAUUUUUAGUCCUGUAAAUGCAAACAAAGCAAUUUUGUAAAACUUUUGUUCUUGGUACUAAUACUUUGGACUACGAUGUACAUAUUUAUGGCUUUUGGCUUAAUGUAGUGGGCUUGCAAGGGCUGCCCGAGAUUCUGAUCAUGUAAGAGAACUGCAGAAACAGAAGUGUCAAGAUUUGUUCUGAUUCUCAAGAAUGUCUUAGAUGUACUUAUAAAGCUUCCAAACACAGCUCCAGUCAAACAUCCCUCUUCCUACAGGCCAGUGGCCCAUAUUUUUCAGACAGAUAUUUAAUCAGUAUAUCAGAGAAGUGUAGAAUGCAAAGAGACAAUAUUUUAGUGACAAAGAUGAGUGUAAUGAGGUUAGGGGUACAGCCUAGAAUCAGGGAAGAGUCCCAGGAAGCUUGUCUUCCCCUUGGAUUCAGGAUGACGAGCUUCUGAGUCCUCUCAGGGGUUACCAUUUGCCUGGGCAGGUGGCUCACCCUUGGUAAAACUGUUUGGGACUGUGGACUCACAGAGCUGUCAUGAGGGGUCACUCUCAGUGUCUCAAAAGUUCUUGACACAUGACUGUUUUUCCUUCAUAGUAACCUGUGCUGUGACUGAUUUCCCCAGGCAGGGGAGCCUAUGGUCUGAGCACCUUCUUUUAGAGAACACUAAGCAAAAACCAACCAAUCAACCCAAUUAAAACAAAACCUAGAACUAUGCUUUGUUUCAGAUACACUAUGAAAUACAUCUGAGACACCUGUGUAACAAUCAGAAUGCUGGGUUCUAGAAACGUUUGAGGUUGAGAUCUUAAUGGCUAUGACUUACUGCUCAGCUCCAUGGGCCGCUGUGGCAUGCAUCCUUCUGUUCCCUCCAGGGCUUGUCCAGAAUGUGAACGAGAGGGAAGUCACACGCUCAUGGGCGCUUUAGGUCUUAAUAGGCAUCUUAUACAAGCCCAGAUUGCUUAGUAGGAAAAUAAAGCACUACUUGAGGGGACUCCCUGCUUAGACUGAGAGUUCUGUCAGAAAAGACGAAUCUGGUUUAAACAGCAUUUUGGUCCGAGGUAUCUGCUGUCGCCUUGGAGAUCUGAGCCAACAUGUAGGACUCUAGAUUUGUGCUUAGACUUGGUGUUUUCUUUCAGUGUAAUGCAUGCAGUGGUUACAACCCAGUUAUUUAUAAUAUUUGGAUUGUGUUUGUUCAUAGAUAUGCCCUGAAGACUAGAGAAUUAGUGCUAUGUACCACAUAGACCUUCCUGUCCACCAGCUAUAAACAGGCCCAGGUAAAGAUGAUUUCAUUACUGAGCGACAUGCUUGUACAUCAGUGGUCUUUGCUGAUGACAACACUGGCUGGAUCUUAGCCGCCUCAAGAGGGGUUCUACUUGAAGUUGAUUGUUACCAGAUGUAGACAUUUUAAAUCCCUUCUUUCCAUAAUUACCCUGAAGGUGACUUUGUAAUUUACAAAAGGAUUUAGGAAAAUAAACCUAAAAGCAAAUUUGUGAUGCAGAGGACAGAUAGAGGCUGUCUGUUCUUUGCUUAUGCCCCACACCCACCAAUUCUGAAACCUGUUUAGGGAAGACAGAAAAUCUGUUUUCUUCAAGUGCACUGAAUAUUUUUAGGUAAAGGGAAAAUAUAUGCUUUAAAAUGUAUAUACCUGUUAGUUGGGAGUAACCAGGAUUAUCAAAAUCAAGUGCAUAAAAAGCUUAACUUAGACAGCUUUUUAGCAACUUUUUUUUUCUCGCCAAAAUAAUGAAUGCCUGUAGCAGCAGAGAUUAAAAUUCUAUUGUGAACAAGCUAGAUUUUCACCAUUUUACAAUGGAAAGUUUCAACAAGUACGACUACCAAGUUUGCACUCAACUAUGCCAAAAACAAGUUUGGAGCACUCUACUCUCAGACAUGCUGUAUUACUUCUCAUUCAAGAUUUAAAAAAUACAAAGGUAUCCAAACUGCUGUCUUAAUGUAAAUGUAACUUUUUCCUUCAAGUGUUGAUUAGGGAGUUGGUUUCUCUCUUAAAAACACUCACUGUACAGCUGAGAGCAGCUGUCAUAUUUCUGGCAGAACGUGUUUACUUAUCCAACAAGCUGUUGUAUUUGUGUAUGGACUGACAUAAAAUGUGAAUGCCUCCAAGUGUACACGUAGUGGUGUGGUAUUCUGUCUAGAGGAUAUAACUGAAUGUUUUUCUUUUGCUGAUAUACAGACACAGGCUGUUUACAAAAUGCUAGCUCGAAAGUCUGUAAGUUUCACGUAAUAACUUUUAGUUAUUUGCCAUUGAGCACCUGAUCUGUUUCUGAGGUGAGAUGUGUUAUAAACUGAAAAGUUUAGUCACAAUCCCUCCUGGCUUUGUGUGAAUCGCUUGCCCAUUUCGCUGGCCUCUGAAAUGUGUGUUCCGUGUAGUAAACUGUCCGUGUGUUUGUGGUAACAGUGCUUGUCCACCACGACCACCACUGAGCGAGCGCCUCCCUACUCCUUCACCCUGCACAGUUAUUAAAACGGCAAAGGAUGUGCUUCGUUCUCAGACAGCUGACAUGCUGGACGCUGACUGUGCAUAUUUCCCCUAGUUUGUCUGUAGACCCUAUGAAACGAUCUGUAAUAAAAUAAAUUUUGUGCAUCGAAGGGGUGUAAAAUCACAGUAUUCCAAAGGUUGAAGUUCUGCUGUUGUGUUAUAAUGCCUGGUAUAUAUCUUGAAUAAAGUCUUAACAUUUUUCUUUUAAAAAA
Molecule: messenger RNA, 4196 nt
Organism: Hipposideros armiger (great roundleaf bat)
Lineage: Eukaryota; Metazoa; Chordata; Mammalia; Chiroptera; Hipposideridae
Gene: REEP1
Product: receptor accessory protein 1
Exons: 10
Coding region: 147-1154 (335 amino acids)
Biological process (GO): endoplasmic reticulum tubular network organization
Cellular component (GO): endoplasmic reticulum membrane; endoplasmic reticulum tubular network; cytoplasmic microtubule
Molecular function (GO): olfactory receptor binding; microtubule binding
Source: RefSeq, a predicted model, not a curated record